Molecule: messenger RNA, 444 nt
Organism: Diaporthe citri
Lineage: Eukaryota; Fungi; Ascomycota; Sordariomycetes; Diaporthales; Diaporthaceae
Exons: 3
Coding region: 1-444 (147 amino acids)
Source: RefSeq, a predicted model, not a curated record
AUGGCUUCAGAAUACGCUGUACAGAAAGUGUCACCAGCGGUGGACCCUGGUAUUGUGCAAUUUUUCGAGAGCUUCUAUGCUAUAUCGGACGAUCUGUCUGACAUUGAAGGCUAUGUUAAUUCGUUCACUCACGACGCUGUUUUCAUCAUAGGCGGCGCGGAGCCGACCCGAGGAGCGGACGGGAUCAGAAAGUGGCGAGAAUAUGAACCUACCUAUGUGAAGUAUUGCAAGCACAUCCCCCACAAGAUCUUCUCUCUCAAGUCCGGCUCCACAGAGGUGAUGCUUCAUGGUCACGUAGUGAUUGGCCACCUUAAUCUCCGGGAAUCAAUCGGAAAUUUUGCUGUGAGAGCCAUCCUGAAGCAAUCACAUGACAAUAAGUGGCAGAUGGAAUACUACGAAGUCUUCAUGGACGUCUCAGCACUUGCAAAAGCAGGUGUACUUUAG